This is a messenger RNA of Linum tenue, 1056 nucleotides long. Lineage: Eukaryota; Viridiplantae; Streptophyta; Magnoliopsida; Malpighiales; Linaceae. The record is from the annotation of a GenBank genome assembly.
AUGGCUGAUCAUCACAAUCGUUGGUGGGCUGGGAAUGUGGCGGCGGCAGCUCCACAAGAAUCCGCCAUGGGACUCAUGGACCGCCUCGGAUCCGCCGCUCCAACCCGCCGACCCGACCCGCAGCAACAACUCCAACUCCACGGGCUAGUAGAAGAGCCGGAUGUCAGCAGCAGCAGGGAAAACCCAGAUUCCGGAGGCGGGAACGGCGGAGGAGGCGAAGGAAGCGGAGGCGGAAGCGGCGGCGGCGGACGAGCAGGGGGAGGGACGACGUCGAUUCGGAGACCGAGAGGGCGGCCGGCGGGGUCGAAGAACAAGCCGAAGCCUCCGGUGGUGAUAACGAAGGAAAGCCCCAACUCCCUCCGCAGCCACAUCCUCGAGGUCGGCUCCGGCAGCGACAUCGCCGAGAGCGUGGCCGGGUUCGCGCAGCGGCGCCACCGCGGGGUGUCGAUCCUGAGCGGGAACGGCGUCGUAACGAAUGUCACUCUGGGCCAGCCCGCGGCUGCCGGCGGGGUCAUCGCCCUCCACGGGAGCUUCGAGAUCUUGUCGCUGUCGGGCUCGUUCCUGCCCGCGCCGUCGCCGCCCGGGGCGGCGGGGCUGACCGUUUACCUGGCGGGCGGGCAGGGGCAGGUCGUGGGAGGGAGGGUCGUGGGCCCGCUGGUUGCUGCCGGCCCAGUUAUGGUCAUUGCGGCGACGUUUAGUAACGCGACCUACGAGCGGCUGCCGCUGGAUGAUCAGGAGGUGGGCCAUGGGCUUGGCCCAUCAGGCCCGGAUGGGCUGCAAUCGCAUCAUCAUCAGCAACAGGGGGAUCAGAAUGUAAACAACAAUAAUAACGGGAGUGGAGGGGAAGGGAAUGAGAAUUCAGGGGGUGGGUCUGGUUCGCCGGAAGGGAUGAGUAGUGCUACUGAUCAUCAUCACCAUCAACAGCAGCAGCAACAGCAGCAUGGGUCGAUUGGGUUCCCACCUCCGCCAAUUUACAAUUUGCCACCCAAUUUGCUAGGGAAUGGCCAAAUGCCGCAUGAAGUCUUCUGGGGUGCUCCGCGGCCUGCCAACUUCUGA